UGAGUCGUGUUCCUGCCUCUUCACCUCAUCAAUACCCUUUGUUAGACCUCUCUCUCGACCAUUGCAUCCCUUUCCUAACAGCUGCACCAUACUCCCUGCCACAUUCAGCGAAAUCGGCCACAAAGUGUGUAGCAAGAACAUGACUCGACCGGGCUCUCGCUUACGGCCCCACGCCACCGUGCUCGUCACUGGCGCCUCGGGCUUCAUUGGCUCAGCCGUGACCGAGGAGCUGUUCCGGAAGGGCUUUGGGGUCGUCGCGACUGGACGCGAGCUGGUCAAGUUUGAGGAGCUGCGCGAGAAGUUUGGGCCCUCGCAGAGGUACACCGUCGUCGAAGUCCGGGACAUGGAAGCUGACGAUGCCUUUCGAGAGGCCAUUCAAGGCUGCUCGGCUGUGAUCCACUGCGCGCAUGACCUCUCGUGGAGCCGGGGCGUGGAAGAGACUGUCGAAGGAAGCAAGCGCGCGCUCUACAACCUGCUCGAAGAGGCGAGGAGGGCAGGCACAGUACGCGCCUUUGCGUAUACAUCGUCGAGGCAUGCCUGGUUCAAAGCGCAUGGCGACAUGAAGGCGGAGCAGUAUGUGGGCCCCGACGAGAUGAUUCAUGAUGCCUAUGAGCGCGCUCUGGCGAUGCCACAGGGUGAUCACGACACGUACUACAUGACCUACUCGGCAGCGAAGGUCGAGUGCGAGAAGCUGGCUCUUCAGUACGCCAAGGACCACAAGCCGGGCUUUGUGGUCAACACACUGGCGCCCGACUUCACCAUCGGCGCACCGUCAAACCCUCGCAGCCUGCGCUACUCUUCGCACAGCGUCCUGCGCGGCUUUGUCGAGUGCGAUGGCGAUCCCAGCUUCCUGCACGCCUUUACCAGCCCCGCGACAUUUUGGGUCGCCAUUGCCGACAUUGCCGCCGUGCUCGUCGCCCUCGUGACGGACCCAGAGGUGUCGGGCGUGCGCAUCCUGGGCGCCACGGGCCUGUUCUGCGGCGAAGACUUUCUGGACAUUGCGAGGAGGUUCGAUGGGAGGGAUGUCCAUGAUAAGUCUCGCUCCACGCUGCAGAGGAACGAGGGCCUGCGGGCGCCAGAGGCCAUCGAGGCCUUCAAAGCGCUCGUGCGAAAGCACUGCCAGAGAGAGCCAAUCGACCUCAAGACAUGUGUGCUCGAAAACAUCAGACAUCAACACAGUCUCGUCUACCCGUGACCCUUUUCUCCUUAUUCUUCUUCUGUAUAGUAGUAGUAGUAGAAUCGCAAUGGGCUUUCUG
This is a messenger RNA of Acaromyces ingoldii, 1256 nucleotides long. Its product is annotated as NAD(P)-binding protein. Lineage: Eukaryota; Fungi; Basidiomycota; Exobasidiomycetes; Exobasidiales; Cryptobasidiaceae. The coding region runs from base 140 to 1195 and encodes 351 amino acids. The transcript is spliced from 4 exons. Gene Ontology annotation, molecular function: oxidoreductase activity, acting on the CH-OH group of donors, NAD or NADP as acceptor. The record is from RefSeq and is a predicted model, not a curated record.